Messenger RNA from Ipomoea nil (Japanese morning glory), 1396 nucleotides. RefSeq names its product receptor-like protein 12. The record is from RefSeq and is a predicted model, not a curated record. Gene Ontology annotation, molecular function: protein binding. The coding region runs from base 263 to 1099 and encodes 278 amino acids. NCBI's taxonomy places the organism in Eukaryota, Viridiplantae, Streptophyta, Magnoliopsida, Solanales, Convolvulaceae. The transcript is spliced from 2 exons.
AAACGCCAAUUUUGGUUUGGAGCAUAUUUCAUUAUCUGACAAUUCACCAUUCCACAAUAUUGAUUAAGAAACUUCCUAUGCAUUUUCCCAAGUCACUAUCUUCAUCUCUUUUCCCAGCCAUUAGUUCAAGACUUGUACAGUUUCCUUAGCUUUUCUCUGAAUCUGUUAUCUCCAUCCGUUGAUUCUAAACUUCUUUGUUUUCCUUAUUCUUCCACAAAGAUUUUGGUUUUUAGCAUACGGGUGUCUGGAAAAAUUGUUAAAGAUGAAAAUUUCCCUGCUUUCAUGGAUUCCCUUGAUAUGCUUGUUGCAAAUAAUAUUGGGGAUAGAUAUCAUUUUUAUAUCCGGGCAAUGCCAGAAUGAUCAAAUAUCACAGUUGCUGCAGUUGAGGACUAGCCUAAAGUUCGAGUCGGGGGCUCCAACCAACAAACUUGCAACCUGGAACCAGAGCACAGAUUGUUGCCACUGGCAUGGGGUGAAAUGUGACAACUCAAGUCGUGUGAUCAGUUUGAGUCUCGACAAUGAAACAAUUGUCAGCAUUGACAAUUCAAGCAGCCUUUUCAGUCUUCCGUAUAUUGAGGAGCUGAAUAUGGGUUUCAACUCUUUCAACUCUUCUCCGAUUCCUGUUCAGAUGUAUAAUCUUGCAAACUUGAGGUACCUGAAUUUAUCAAAUGCUGGUUUCGGUGGGCAGAUUCGAAGUUCAAUCGGGGCUCUUAGUUCUCUUGUUCUUCUCAACCUUUCACACAAUGCUCUAACAGGAAAAAUCCCUAGAGAAUUUGGAAAUUUGACACUGCUUGAAUCUCUAGACCUGUCAGCUAACCAGUUUAGUGGCGAAAUCCCAGUGCAGCUCACAGAACUCUCGUUUCUUUCGUUCUUGAAUCUAUCCGUAAAUGAGUUCUCUGGCAAGAUUCCAACUGGCAAGCAGUUUCAAACUUUUUCAGAAGAUUCGUUUCGAGAUAAUCCUCAACUUUGCGGGUUACCAUUGAACAGAACUUGCACACCAUCGGUGCCUACUCCUCAUAGCUUAGGUUCAUCUGAGGUAAGAUGGGAGUUUGUAACUGCUAGUUUGGGUUUUGUUGUGGGUUUAUCCGCACUUCUCUGACUUCUGCUGCAUAACAAAAUAUGCAAAGAAAUGUUCUUCUAAGGCUUUUUCGUCACUGACAUCAAAGAAAAGUAUUUCCAGGACGCAGGGAACAAAUGCUGCAGACAAAAGCUCCAGUUUCAGAAACAAUUUCAAUUUUAAUUUGUAUAAGCAUAUAAAAAAAAAGGCAAUAAGGUGUGUUUUCUUUCUAUUUUUCAUACUACUCCCAAAGCUUGUGUUAAAAUGAAACAUCUGUCAAGUUUAGUAAUAACUUGUUAUACAAAAUAUUCGGUGCAUCUAAAGUUAAAAUUCUUGAGA